AUGCGUCCUUACAGACAGCAAACCGUGCGUACAGGCUAUACAAAAGCUUUGCCAUUUGAGGUGUGGAAGCUCUCAGUGACAUCCUUCCUCUCUACAGCUAGCCGUUACCAGGUUUUAGAGUGUGAUAACAUUCGCCUGGAACCGAGUGCCGGACCUAAGACGAACUCAUACACACUUAAAACAGGGUACCGGAUCCUCCGAGAGGUCAAGCAUAUUUACAACAUAGCUACAAUUGCAAGAGAUGGUUUACUUGUGGCACGCAGGUCUAAUCCACUACAGCCACCAACUGAGCUCAUCAUAGCAGUGUCCUUGAUGGCCUUCUCGUACAAGAUCAAAGCAAGUGAGUGUUACCGUGUUCCCACAGAAGUAACCUGUAAGUCCCAACGACAAUGCAUCCCUGAAGACGAAGACCUGGAAGAUAUUCCUAUCUCCCUACUCGACACUUCUGAGAAGCUUCUCCCCUCAAAACCUGCAGGAACCAUCCCACAAGAUAAGGUCUCUACCUAUGAACCACCUCCGAUUCCAGAAGUGCUAUGUACACCCCCACACACAACCGCAAAGGCACAGGAGGAAGAGCGGGGAUCCGGAUACAGAGAACGAGGUCCGAGAUGCCUCAAAUCACCCUCAGAGAGCAAGAAACCCUCCGUCUUACUUAAAGGACUAUGUUGUAUCCCUAAUUUUAGUGAAUUUCCUGCUGGCCAACAAUGCGUGAAUAAAGCUGAAUGCGAAUGCUUAUGUUACAAGACUGCAGCGUAUGAUUACUGCGACAAUAAUUUUAAGCGGGAGAGGGAAACCCUUCAUUCUCCUAUCUGCACUGGUGGACCAUCAAUAGCCAAUGCAGAACCGCUUCGAGGAAUUCACAGACCCCACAAUGUACAAAGGUGUUUUGACACGAAAUGUUCAGACAAAAUAUCAAAAAGGGAUUGUUAUAACACGGCUGGAUGUAGCUGGUGCUCUAAGUCCAGUGAGUUAGCACGACUGGAGUUAGAAUUCUGUACUGAGUGGGACUCCUGCUAUUUUGGAAUACGAGGAAACUCUCCAACGAAGUAUUAUAGACAAGAUAAUGGAAAAUCAAAUGGACACCAUCCAGAAUCCAAUUUUGAGAUUUCUAUAUUGCUCAUCAUCGGCCCAGUGGUGAUUUUUCUCAGCUUGAUUUCCAGCGCGAGUGUCCUAAUUUUAUGGCUGAAAAGAAGAAAAAUAUACUUGAAAUCUAAAAGGAUUCCCUCCACCCUUCCAGCGAGAGCGGACGGUGUUCCCCCGACAGAGAAUGGGUACACACAUGUCGUCACCAGGGUGUUCCCAGAUACCCCAUAUGUCUCACGCGUACAGUUUGGAAACGUUGUUUACCAUCAUAACUUUGUGUUUGACCACUCAACUUGACAAACAAUUUUCAAAUUCCGUAUGGCCUUCA
Messenger RNA from Saccostrea cuccullata (small rock oyster), 1411 nucleotides. RefSeq lists its product as uncharacterized. The transcript is spliced from 7 exons. The coding region runs from base 1 to 1380 and encodes 459 amino acids. The record is from RefSeq and is a predicted model, not a curated record. NCBI's taxonomy places the organism in Eukaryota, Metazoa, Mollusca, Bivalvia, Ostreida, Ostreidae.